AUGUUAUAUCGCAUCGCGUCAAGUACUGUUUUCAUAGCCGCGGAGUACUCCAGCUUCCCGAAACUGUUCCACCUGGACGAGUUCGCGGGCUGUCUGCAGCGCCCCGGCUCGCUUUACUGCGUCGGCAGCUUCCUCUUGAAGCCGGUGCACGAGCCGCACGAUAUGUAUGACUUGAUGCAGGAGUACUCGUCGGACCCUCACAACUUCAACCGCAGCCUGCUCCACCGCGGCUACUGCGUCGCCGCCCGCUGCCCCUCUCUGCGCACUCCCAGCCACUCUCGUUACUUCGAGCGCUGCGCCUCGAUCCUGGCGCGCCGUCAACACCUGCGAGCUUCCCUCACGCAGCUCAGCUACUGCCGCACGCACACACAGGAUGUUGCUCUGAAAGACUUCAGGUCUAAUUUGGAAACUCGUCACUAUGUGUUCCUGUGUACCGUGCUGGUGAUUGUUGCAAUAAAUGUUAUUGGAACUGUUUAUGAUGUGACUACGAAAGGUAGUAAGAGCAAGAAUAAACUGCUCACCUCCUGGUCGUUAGUAAGGAACUGGGAUGAGCUGGUAUGUCCGUACCCUGACGGUGACCCGCGGCUUGCAGCGGUGUUGCCGGUCGAAGGGUUUAGAGUCAUAAUGAUCCUGCUGGUAAUGUUCACGCACGCCGGCAUCCUGCACGAUAUGCUGUUCCUAGAAAACCCUUCAUAUGUCGAAGAGAUGUCACAUCACCCCGUAAUGAUGCUGCUGCAGAACGGCACCUCAUCCAUCCAGCUGUUCAUUCUGCUGUCCAGUUUCCUGCUGGCUCACUCCCUGCUGAGUAUGAGUCCCACGCCUGACUUCUGGAUGUUGCCCAAAUUGAUCACAAAACGAUUUUUUAGAAUUAACGUUUCCAGGAUAUAUCCCGUUUACAUGCUGACAAUAGGAUUCGCGGCGAGCUGGUGGGGGCUGAGUCGCGACGGCCCGAUGUGGCCCGCGCUGGUGGGCGCCGAGAGUGAGGUGUGCCGGCGCAAGUUCUGGUACCACGCCUUCCUCCUGCACAACUUCGUGGAACCUGAACACCACUGCCUGGUGCAAACCUGGUUUUUGGCAGUGGACAUGCAGCUGUACGUGGUAGGCUGCAUCAUCACGCUCUGCCUGCUGCGAGCUCGGCGGUAUGCUCUGCCGAUAUUGGGGAUGGCAUUUGUUAUUACCUGUGUAUCGAACCUGAUCAGAGCCUACAUCAAUAAAUGGACACCGCUCAUGUUCAUAUCUGUCCCAGAUAACAUCCGCACGAUGUUCCGCCAUGAGCCCUCGUUCAGCCAGUUCUACACCAGCCCUGCGGGCAGCCUGCCCACUUGCCUGCUGGGACUGUUUGUAGCGUUUCUGCAUCAUCACCUCCGGGAGAAAGGCUUUAAAGCCUCUGAUCAUAAAGUGAGACCAUGCGGUUUAAAUGUUUUAUUGAGUUGGCUGAUCACAGCAUGUCAGCUGACAGUGCCCCUGCUGCCCGCGUGGUCCAGCGCGGGGCACCUGCUGCGGCACAGCUCCUCGCGCCACUUCAACGCGCUCUACAUCGCGCUGGAGCGGCCCGCGCUCGCGCUUAUAGGCGCCGUGCUGUUGUUCGGAGUCUAUAAUGGUACCUCCAAGAAAGAUAACAAGAACAAGGUCCCGAACACGCAGACAACAGGGUUCCUGCGGCACGUGUUCAGCUGGCGCGGCUGGUUCCCGCUGGGGCGGCUGUCGCUGGCCGCCCUGAUGCUGCACUGGUGCCUCAACACCAUGAUAGCUGCCUCCAGCCUCACUCCCAUCACCAGCGACGCUCUACAUAUGGUGGCGGACUGGCUGGCGACCACGGUCCUCACGUACCUGCUGGCGGUGCCCGUCACGCUGCUAGUGGACAUCCCCUUCCAGAAGUUCUACUCAGCUUUGACCUCUAAAUAAAAAUCACUGCAUUUCUAAACCGGCUUUCUAUUACAACUUGUCUAAAAAUUACUUUGUUAUUUUACCAUGUGAAACACAAACCUUUUGUUAUGGAAUUAAAAAUAUUGACAUAAUUAUAUCGGUAUAGUAAUCAAAUAAUAAAGCAUCGUAUGUCUGACGCACAUCAAUCAAACAUUUGAUUAGUGCGUCAUUGCAGCGGCGCAAAACAUGUGGUGAGCGGAGUUCAUUAUUAACUAAGUUAUUGCAAGAAGCUUGUGAUUUGGUUACAAAUAUGAGGAGUAAC
Molecule: messenger RNA, 2188 nt
Organism: Trichoplusia ni (cabbage looper)
Lineage: Eukaryota; Metazoa; Arthropoda; Insecta; Lepidoptera; Noctuidae
Product: O-acyltransferase like protein-like
Exons: 13
Coding region: 1-1905 (634 amino acids)
Molecular function (GO): acyltransferase activity, transferring groups other than amino-acyl groups
Source: RefSeq, a predicted model, not a curated record